Didymodactylos carnosus is the source of this 2184-nucleotide messenger RNA. Lineage: Eukaryota; Metazoa; Rotifera; Eurotatoria; Philodinida; Philodinidae. The record is from the annotation of a GenBank genome assembly.
AUGAUGACUGUAAACCUCAUGAAAGAACAACAGCCUCCGCUUCCUGUCGAAGAUGAUGAAUGUGAUUCGAGUUAUUAUUCUCGUCCAACAACAAAAACCUCUACUCUAUCUACUUCUCUCUAUCGUGUUGCAAGUUCUGAUGAAAUAAGUGACUUUUUACAACAACAGUCUCUUCGCUUAACAAAUGAGAAUCGUCUUGACAAUGCAGAUAGUGAUUGCAGUAUGGAUGGAAGUUUACUGUCCAGUUUUACACGAACUACCGUGUCACUAUUACCACAAACACCGAUAACAAAAAGCACUCUAAAACCAGUGACAACAGCAUCUGCAACGUACACGAAACCGAUCACACCUUAUUUAAGUCAAUCAUGUUUUGCAUCCAUAACUUCUACGCCUAUUAAAUUAAAAUCUGAUCAUGAUUUAACGGAAUUAUCUUGGCUGAAUAACUUCAAAGUGGACCAACAAAUUGAAACAGCGAUAAAAGAUGAAGUUCACUCAGGCACUGGCGAUCAACAACAAGAUGAAGAAAAUAAAACGACUAAAUUAUUGGCAAAAUUAAUAUCAGAAUUGAAACAAGUUGAUCCAAGACAAAUGGAAUUAGCAUCAACUACAACGAAUCAAGAUAAACCACUAUUAUCGUAUGGUGUAAUCAUAUUUCUGUCCUUAAAAGCUCAGACAAAGUCAUGGUGUUUAUCAAUUAAAGAUUUAUACGAAGAUAUUCAAGAAAAGUAUCCGUAUUAUAAAACAGCUAAACGAGGUUGGAAGAAUGCAAUCAGAGAUACGCUCGUUCAAAUACCAUGUUUCAAAAAAGUGAAGAGAGAAGCCAUACCUCAUCAUCAUCGUAGUGUAUGGACAAUCGAUCCUUACUAUCGACCUUUAUUAAGCAAGGCUUUUGGUUCCAUACCAGUACAAAAAACAGUAACUGAUAUACCCAAACAGAAAGAUGCAUUAUCCAAUGCUACACCUAAUCAACACGAUUCUACAACAACAAAUGAAUCAAAAUGUCCAUCAUCGAUUUUAAGUGACUUUGCCCCGAAAGCAACAGUGAAAUCCAAAGAAUUAUUCCCUCGUUUAUUUGAAAAAUUUUGUGAGCAAACUGAUACUAACGAUCAUGAAGCUGAUUCGAAUCAUGUUCGAUCAACAGACACCGCAUCAUUACCGAUUAAACCAUCUUCAUCCUCAGCGAAAAGACGUGCACCGGAAAACAGUGAUAAUAAUUCAAAUAAAUCAAAUUUAAUUCAAUCUUCUUCAAAACGUACUCGUGAUUCAAAAUUAUGGCGUAGUAAAAAAAUAUUACAACGUUAUUCAAACUCUCAAAUACGAGAUUCAAAAAGACAACGACAAAAUUCUAUUGAUAACGAUGAUAGGAAAAAAAGUGGCGAGGAACAUGCUCGUCGUCGUACAUCAAUCGUCGUCAAAUCAUCUACUCCCAUUAUUUAUACUCCUUUUCCAAGUACAGAUCAUACCUAUGGAAUUUGUAUUAUCAAACGAAGAACACAAAAAAGAAUCAGAUCAACCGGGAGUUCCGUUGGCUCGAUCGAAUACAACGAUUGCUCUAAACAUCUUGCAAAAGCAAAAAUUCUAACAACUCAAAAUAGUAAUUUAGUAGAAGAAGAUGAUGAAGCCGAUAGUUCUAGAUCUCCUAGAAAAAAAAUAGAAAAAACAACACCGAAAUCACCUCCACCCGUUUCUCGUCGUCAACCAAUCGCCACUCGUUCUAAAUCGAAACAGAGUGAACUUAAACGAAAAUUAAGACCAGUUCAGUCGCUUAUUGUGGAACCAUCACCAACUAACCGUAAACAAAAAAUGUCGACAAAAACUCGUCGACAGUCUUCCUCUAGGCCCUCUCAAACUGCAAAGAUUCGACGACCAAAUCGUCCGCGAGUAACACCGCUAGUAUCCAAUCGUAUAAAUAGGCGUGUUAUCGAAGAAGAUUUAGAACUUUUAAGACAAAGUACAAAUCAAGUUGCGCAACCACUUGAUUUAACUGUAAUAAGAAAGCGGCCGUUGUUAUCAUCACAUGAUUUACUAAAAUUAUCCGAAGUUGCGUCAAAUGCUCUCGAAGAAUUAGAGCAACAAAAACAACAACAGCAACACGAAAACAGUGAAAUUCUAAAUAUAGAAGAAAUUGGCAAUGACGAUGGUGUAUUAGAUUUAUCGAUGACAAGCGCACAUUCAGAACAUUAA